Molecule: messenger RNA, 2442 nt
Organism: Colletotrichum gloeosporioides
Lineage: Eukaryota; Fungi; Ascomycota; Sordariomycetes; Glomerellales; Glomerellaceae
Product: Kinesin-like protein subito
Exons: 3
Coding region: 1-2442 (813 amino acids)
Biological process (GO): microtubule-based movement
Cellular component (GO): kinesin complex; nucleus; microtubule
Molecular function (GO): microtubule binding; ATP binding; ATP hydrolysis activity
Source: RefSeq, a predicted model, not a curated record
AUGGAUGCUUCAACGUCAUCAAACAAGUCGGCCGCGAACCUCUUCCAGGUCUACCUGCGACUGAGGCCGCCCCCGGCUGGAGCUGCAUCCUCAGACAGAUUCCUGAGCGUUGAAGAGCCAGCAGACGGCUCCCAUCCGACACACAUCACCCUCAACCCUCCGAAUGACCGCAAGCGUUCCACCGAGAAAUUCGCCUUCACCAAGGUUUUCGAGGAGGAUGCCACCCAGCUCGAAGUCUUCCACUCCACGGGCGUCGCGUCACUGGUCGAAGGUGUCUUGGCUCCCCAUGGCGGCCAUGGCACAGAUGCUUUGAUUGCGACCCUUGGUGUUACUGGUUCCGGAAAGUCUCACACAAUUCUUGGUUCCCGAACCCAACGAGGCAUGACGCAGCUUGCGCUGGACGUCGUCUUCCGAUCCAUCGGCUCCAACAUGUACGACUCUCCCAGCCUCGAAGGCUCUCUUCAGGCCGCCGACGCCUCCGACGCAACCAUCAUGUCAGCCCCAUACUUUCUCGAGACCGUCUUUUCCGAUUUUGGUUCAUCCCGCGGAGGAGGAUCGAGAGCAGGCACGCCAAUGAUUGUAGGAACCCCAUCUGUUCAUGCCGACCCCUUUUCUUCCCACGAUGCAAUGCGUCAAAACAAGAGACAGCAGCCAUUGAUGGAUAUAGGCGGUGUGCGGCUGGUGCCCUCAACUCCGAGUCAGCCACGACGUCACCGUCCGCAUGAAUUCUCAAUGUCCAUUCUUCUCCAAACACCCGAACAUCUUCAAGAUGCGCAGAAGCACUUCAUGACCAUGACCGCAGCUUCACAGACUAAGAGCCAUGCUAAAACUUCCGCAAAGGGCGAACAUCAUCCUCCACCGACCCCUCGACGAGCUCUGCAGCGACCCUCGAACCUCCCCCAAGCCCCCGACAUCAGCUCCAUAAACGUUUCUUCCGACCCCGAUGCCGACUACGCUGUCGUUCUUUCCAUGUACGAAGUCUACAAUGACAAGAUCUACGAUCUCUUGACCCCGCCGAUCAAGUCGAACGCCACGAAAGAGUACCGCCGACGGCCCCUUUUGUUCAAGUCGACAGAGCAGUCCGCCGAUAGGAAGGUGGUUGCCGGGUUAAAGAAGAUUGCCUGCACUAACAUGAGAGAAGCCAUUAUGGUCUUGGAGGCUGGACUGCAUGAGCGUCAGGUGGCGGGGACCGGCAGCAACAGCGUGUCGUCUAGAAGCCAUGGCUUCUUCUGCGUGGAGGUGAAGAAACGCCCCAGAGUCGGCCGCAGCCGGACUUGGGCUGGCAAUGCCCUGACUAUUGUCGAUCUCGCCGGCAGUGAACGUGCUCGUGAUGCAAAGACCCAAGGUGCCACUCUUGCGGAGGCUGGCAAGAUCAACGAGAGCCUCAUGUACCUGGGCCAAUGCUUGCAGGCCCAGAGCAGUCUGGGAAGCAACAGCAAGCCCAGCGUCAUGCCUUUCCGCCAGUGCAAGAUGACGGAGCUCCUCUUUUCCAACUCCUUCUCCACCUCGUCUUCUGGUGUGGCUGUUCGUCGCAACCCGCAGCGCGGCGUCAUGGUCGUCACAGCAGACGCACACGGUGACCUCAACGCAACUUCUCAGAUUCUCAGAUACAGCGCUCUGGCGAGAGAAGUCACGGUUCCGCGCAUUCCCAGCAUCACGUCCACUCUCCUUGCAGAAACCCCCUCGACUUCUCACGCGUCCCCGCCUCUCACGUCUCCUGACUAUCCUCCUCCUCAGCGUCGCGGUUACUUCGGCCACGGCUCGGGAGGACAUAGGAACUUCUCCCCUGGCUCUGACAACGGAGACCGAGUCCUCAUGGAGCACGCUGCGCUCGAGAUUGCUCGCAUGCAGGAGGAGAUAACAAACCUCCACAUCGAACUGGAUCACGAGCGCGAGUCACGAGUGUGUGCUGAGGCUCACCUCCUCAGCAUGGAGGAUCGCCUGAUUGAGCUUGAACAGACGGUGCGCGAAGACUGCAUGGCCGAAUUCGACACCCGUUUCGAGCUUGAGCUGGCGCGGUGGAAGGCGACCCUGGCGGCGGAGCAAGAAAAGGGGGAAGAGCACUGGGAUCGCAAAAUGGAGCUUUUCGAAAAAGGCCUCGGUGUCACAGUAGCAGAGGACGACGAUGUUGGCGAGGACAAAGAAAACCUACUGGUGGAAAACCUUGAGCAGGAGAACGAGAGACUGCGCCGCGAGAACGAGAUUCUUAAGCGCGAGCUCGCCGGACGGAGCCCCAGCAAGCGCAAGCCGCUCUCCGAGCGCGAGGACUUUGGAGGCCGCAAGGCAGACAGCAGCGGCGGGCUCAACAACCUGGGCAAGAAGAUGGAACGGUUGCGCGUUAGCAACGAGAGCACCGCGAGCAAUGGAAGCACAGGUAGCCCGAAGAAGGUGCGCAAGCUUGGUGGCAAGAGAUGGGAGCAUGCUGCCGAUGACGACUUUUGA